Molecule: messenger RNA, 3047 nt
Organism: Cottoperca gobio
Lineage: Eukaryota; Metazoa; Chordata; Actinopteri; Perciformes; Bovichtidae
Product: protein LIAT1
Exons: 2
Coding region: 430-1032 (200 amino acids)
Biological process (GO): protein arginylation
Source: RefSeq, a predicted model, not a curated record
UUGCCACGGCGACGCGUCACUGGGCAACGCCGCGGUGAAGAGUAAUUCUGGAAAUGCUGCUUGUACCGGAACAAAUACAACAAAAUGUUAAAGGUAGUUAGCAAUAUAGCAUCCAGCGUUUUACCAUUUCUUCUGCCUUUUUGUGCAAUAUACAAACGUGUCUUAAACUACGGGGAAUAAAGCAGGUUGUCUCGGGACUAAAGCUGCCGUUACUCGCUGUAAUAGCACCGCUUCCUGUGAGGAAACGAAUAUGUCCACUCUCUGUGCUCAGCGUUAGCUUACCUUUUUUUGCAGUUAAUUAUAUAUUUCCCAAUUUAAUGGUCCUGCUGCAAUUGAGAGGAUUCAUCUGAAAAGCAAUUUAUCUUUCGACACAUUCGUCUUCAGACUCACACAGACCUAUUCAUCGACACGGUGUGCCAAGACUACAUCAUGCCAGAAGACAACAACUGUAAACUGCUGCAGCCACACAGCAGCUCCUCUGACAAUGAAAAGAAGAUCAAGAAGAAGAUGAUGAAGAGAAAGAAGAAGAAGAAGAAGAGAAAGAAAAUAACCGCUUCGACAACUCCUCCAGAAAACACAGAGAAACCUCAAGAUGUAUCGUUGCCCCCUGAGACCUCACCUGUAACCCUGCUGGCCCCACAGAGCCCGGGUCAGCCUCGAGCCCAGCUGCCCAAGCUCAGAACUACCAGCAAGAAGGAUGGAGAAUGGCUCGCUGGCAGCGAUCGGAAGAGCGAAAACCCCCCCAAGUAUUCACUGGCCCUGCUGACAACAACUUACAAAACCAGUGACAGCGGAGAGCUCAGCGCCCAGGCCAGGGAGUGCCUGAGGUGGGAGGGAGUGCUGGAGAACCCCCAGGCUGAGGAGAAGAGGCUGGAGCUGUACAGGGUCAACAGGCGGCAGCGCUACACCACAGACACUCUGUUAAAAGAAACCCUGGGUGCCUUGACUUUUCCUGAAGAGAGCAAAGACAAAAAGGCUUUGACUCAAUAUGUCAAACAGGAGUCAUUAAUGAAUUUGAGCAUCUCACUUUAAUGUUGACAGUAUAAAACAAAUGCAUCUGCAGUGAGCAACAGAGGGAAGAUCUUUGGAUGCGGUUAAGACAUAGGAAGAGAAACAAAUAAUGUUGCCAAUUCAAUACCCUUUAAAGCACUGAUAGAAACAGGUAGCCACUCUACCUACUGCCCGUGGACAAGGACAGGAACUGUUUAAAACUUAAUAGAGGAUUUGCACAGAUUAUGUUUAAGCUUCUAAAUUAUUUAACACUUCCAGAAAAUACCCAAAGUGGGUCUUUCAGGACUGAAACCCAAUCAGGAUAAUACCGCUGAGGCCCCCUCACAUCUGCGAGUCUACAGGUCCGUGAGGUAGAGGAGGGUUUAAUGGAUGGGGAUCACAUGACAUUUAUUUUUUCACACCUACAAUGUAACACAGGUUAGCAGUUUUCUUUUUUUUCUUUUCUUUUUUACAAAAAAAGUGGGUGUGGGGUUGUUUAUUAAAAUUUAAAUGUGACCGCUGUAACAAUGUGUUACUAUGCUGUCAAACUAAAUCUGCUAUACCAGUGAUCUAAUGUGCAAAGUCCUGAAUCCAGUAAUGGAUAUACCCCUCUCUUUUUCUACUUAUCUCUUGCUGCUCAAUACUGAUGGCUAAUUGAAAGGAAAUGAAAGGACACUUUAAAAAGCUACAUCUUCGGAAAGUCUGAAAAUAAAUCUAGGAAACUACCUCUGCUGCACAAUAGAUGGCAGCAAAGUCAUGUGCAAAUCAGAUGCUCCAACACUGAUAAGUGAUUCAAAAAGAGACAGUACUGUUGUGCCUGAGAUAUUUUUAUGCAUGAACAAAGUGAAACACACAAGACAAAAAAGUUUAAAUGACAAAUACAUUCCUGUUAUUUUUACCUGGGCAUCAGGGCUCACUUUGCAUUGCUAACAAAGCUGCAGAGAACAUGUUUUACUUAAAAUCCUAAGGAGAACAUAUGUUUCAUCAGUGAGAUGAGCAGAACGAUGGAAAUUAUUUUAGUAUUAGCUUCAAGAAUGGAAAGCAACAUGUAUGACGAUAUAUACCAGUGGCAAAAUAAAUUAUUAUGUAGACCUAUAUAUAUAUUGUUUUUUUUAAAUAUAAUUUUCCGCAUAAAUGUGUUGAAGAACCUUGAUUUGUCAGGUAUUGAAUUUGCUCUAUUAGCUAAAAAGAAAAUAGUUUCCUGUCUGGUUAUUUUUUCCAUUAACAAUUUCUCAAUUGAUUAUCCAGAAAAAUGUUUUACAUCACAAGGUAUACCGAUAUUCUGAUCAUGAUCUAAAUACAUACAACAUAGUACAACAUAUAAACCGUGGGCCGUGAAAUAUCUGCACCACUUGAACCCUGGACACAGUGGACUGAGGCGAGCUGUUGACAGGAAGGGAGAGUGAAGCUAAAAGUAAAUGUGGAGGGGUGAAGUAAAGACAGUGAUACACCAGCAGAAAGACAGAGGGGGAAAGAGAGGAAAAAACGCAGCAUUUCUUUUGUGAAGGUUUUGUCACACUGCAUUUAUGGGCUGUUUGUCGAAAGGCCUAUUGUUGCCUGUUGGUGUGUUUUGUUACCGUUGCCUAUUUCAGCAUCUCUGCUUCAAAGAGCUGAGCACAUAAUCCCCCCUCCGACUCACUGACCGGACCACGUACAUUACCGCAGUGGGCAUUAAGGCCACUUGUGUUUUUCCAGCAGCCCAAUACAAGUUAUUUUAAAGAUUAACAGCGGAGAACAUACUGAGACAUUUUAAAUGUGAUGUCACUGAAAAACCUGUGCAGACAUAAGGCCAUGAAAUAAAAUGUAAAAUAAAAUGUAAAUCAUUAAAAAAAAUAUUAAGAUUACAAAAGAAGUCCCAAAAGCGGCAUCCAUCUGAGGUAUCUGUUGUUUGCAUGGUGGAGUCCCCCUCACCUGAACACUGAGUGUAUGACGUUUACAGUUUAAAUCCAAUACUUCAACACUGUAAAUAUGAACUUCACUGUAAGAUUGUCUUUGUCUUCGGUGAGAGCGGUGGUGACGAAGAGACAGUUGGCUGCAUGUUAACAUUGCACAGAUGA